CGUCCGUCCGGCUCUGCGGACUCAAGGAGAGAAAGGACAAACGGUUCCUCAGUGUAACCAGACUUAGGACCUAAAAGGAUUCAUAAAUAUUUGUACACAGGUCCACAUCCGCCUCCCCAUGCAGAACUCCAUGAAAUGAAUAAAGCACCACAGCCUAUAACGGGACCCCCCUCCACCCCCCACCCUGCCCCCUCCCCUGGCCUGUCACAGCCCUCAUUCCCCCCUGGGCAGCCCACUUCUGUUGUGUUUGCCACCCCACCGCCUCCACAAAUGAACCCAACACCACAGACCCGACAGUUUGCCCCAGGGCCCCGGCCUAUACACCAACAGGGAAGCUUCAGGUCGCUACAGCCCUACUACACCAACAGGGCCAGCCUGCCCCCCGGCAGCGGGCCUCGUGGCGUCCCUCCCAGCAGUGCCCCUCGCCCCGUGACGCCCACCCAUGUCUACCAGCCGGGCCCUGGCUCCCAAAUGAUGAUGAUCCCCGGGCAACAGUUGUCCUUCCCCAGCUCGCCACAGGGACCCGCCUACUUCAUACCGGGACAGUACCGGUCAGCUACCUACGUGGCCACACCCCAGCAAUACCCAGUCCCAGCAGGCACCCCAGGCUUCUACCCAGGCACCAGCCCCGCUGAAUAUGGUACUUAUGCAGGGGCCUACUACCCCGCCCAGCCUCAGUUCACCCCCUCGGUGCAGGCGGCACCCGUCAUUAUGAACCCUGCCCCUCAACAGCAGCAACCACCACCUCAGCCUCCUCAACACAUGCACACCAAACGGGAACGCAAACAGAUCAGAAUAAGAGACCCUAACCAAGGAGGGCGAGACAUUACAGAGGAGAUUAUGUCAGGGGGCCGAAGUGGCUCUACCCCAACCCCACCACAGACAGCCAUAUCUGGAUCAGAAAGUACAGCAGUGGCGCAGGCCAACGGUGAGAGCGUCACAGCUGCCGCUACACCAGCACUGGUCAGACCAGAUGACAGAGGUAAACCCACGCCUCCUCCUCUGUCAAAGACCCCUGAACUUUCUAAGGGUGACCCCACCUCUGCAGAGGCUACAUCCUCUGACACGAACACUAAGCCCCCUGCGCCCCCUCUACUAUCAGAAGCAGAGGACGCCCCUCUCAACACUACUUCCACCCUUGCACCCAGCGCCCCUGUUGCAGAUGUGAUGGACGCUCCCCCGCCUCCAAGGGAACGCACUCCAUCCCCUCAAUCAGCGCCUGAGGUGCCGGCCUACCCUGCGCCCCUCCCCGACCCCGCCCCCACCUUGACUGCACAGGACAAAACAGACAAGAAGGCUGCAGAAGAGCAGGAGGAGGAGGUGGAGAAAGAGGUGGAGACUAAAGCAGAAGAGGCAGCUGCCUCUCUGGACACACCUCUUGCCCCUCCCUCCACCACUAACGGUGUAGCAGCGGCCGAGCCUGAGCAGCUGUCGGUCAUGACGCCACCCAGUCACCUGGAGGCUCCUCCGGAGUCUCCCAUUGCUCAGCCCGAGGAGCUCCGCCUUCCCAACGGCUUGCCGCUGCCUGCUCCUCAAGACCCCGAGGCCCCCGCCGUCGGCACAUCCGAGCACGACGACAGCCCCAUCGCUGAGCCCGAUGUCAGCCAGCAGCCCGUCACACAGACCUCCACAGAUAUCAGUCAGGCGGCACCUGCACCGGUUGUCCAAGCCAAACCUGCACCUGUUGACCAGGCCGCACCUGCAGCCGCACCUGCACCCGCACCCGCUGUCCAGGAGGUUCCUGCCGAGCCGGUCGUCCAGGCAGCAGCGGCGGCCCAGGCUGAGGUAGAAGACGCGGCUCCUCAGGUCGCCCUGGAUGUCAAGGAAGAUACCCCAGUGCCCCAGUCCACUGCCAAGGAGGAGACGCCAUCUCCUGCAGAGACGGUUUCCAUAGCCGACAGCGCCCCAGAAACAGUGCCCACUCCUCCCCCUCCCACAGCAGAGGAGAGGGAGGACGUCCCUCCUCCCCAGACGGUUACCCCUGUAGAAACUACUAUGCAAGCUGCUGUGUCUGUGCCAAAGAAAAAGAGGAAGAUGAAGGAUCUGAACAAAAAGGAGGCAGUGGGAGACCUCUUGGAUGCCUUUAAAGAGGAGCAGGUAGUGACCCCACCGGAGCCCGAGCCCGCCCCUGCCCCAGCGCCAGAGCCCCAGCCCCCUGCUGCCUCCUCUCCUGCCCCGGAGGAGGCGGACCUGACCUGGGAGGACAAGGAGGACAAGCUGGAUGCUGAGAACAUUCAGCCAGAUGCUCCCAAGUCGACCGCCACUGACAAGAAGUACCAGUACAAAGAAGAACAAUGGAAACCAAUUAACCCAGAAGAGAAGAAGAAGUACGACAGGGAGUUCCUUCUGGGCUUCCAGUUCAUCUCAGCCAGCAUGAACAAGCCUGAGGGUCUGCCAGCCAUCAGUGAUGUCGUCCUAGACAAGGCGAAUAAGACUCCUCUGCGUCAGCUUGACCCCAGCCGUCUACCAGGAAUGAACUGUGGUCCCGACUUCACGCCCUCCUUCGCCAACCUUGGCCGGCCUGGCAUGGGAGGAGGAAGCAGAGGACCACCUCCAGGUAUGGGAAUGGGAGUCGGCGGUCCACGGCGUUCGCAGCAGAUCCAGAGGAAAGAGCCGAGGAAAAUCAUCACCAGCAUGUCACUCAAUGACGACGUGCAGCUGAACAAGGCGGAGAAGGCUUGGAAGCCUUCGGUGAAGAAAUCAGUUCGCAGCCGUGGAGCUGAGGAGCCGCCGCCGCAGGAGAUCGACGACUCUGAGCAUGGCAAGACCCAGGACCUGUUCAAACGGGUCCGCAGCAUCCUCAACAAACUGACCCCUCAAAAGUUCCAACAGCUAAUGAAACAGGUGACGGAACUGACCAUUGACACUGAGGAGAGGUUGAAAGGAGUCAUAGAUCUCACCUUCGAAAAGGCCAUCUCCGAGCCAGACUUUUCGGUGGCCUAUGCCAACAUGUGCCGCUGCCUUAUGGGGCUUAAAGUCCAAACCACAGAUAAGCCGGGAGUCACUGUGAAUUUCCGCAAGCUGCUGCUCAAUCGAUGCCAGAAGGAGUUCGAAAAGGACAAAGACGACGACGAAAACUUCGAGAAGAAGCAGAAGGAGCUGGAAGCUGCACCAGGGGAGGAGGAGAAGCAGCGGCUCGUUGAGGAACUAGAAGAUGCUAAAGACAAGGCCAGGAGGCGCUCGCUGGGUAACAUCAAGUUCAUCGGUGAAUUGUUCAAGCUUAAAAUGCUCACAGAGGUCAUCAUGCAUGACUGCAUUGUAAAGCUGCUCAAAAACCACGACGAGGAGUCCCUGGAGUGCCUGUGUAGACUGUUGUCCACCAUUGGCAAGGACCUAGACUUUGAGAAGGCCAAGCCUCGUAUGGACCAGUACUUCAAUCAGAUGGAGAAAAUAAUAAAGGAGAGGAAGACCACCUCUAGGAUCCGCUUCAUGCUGCAGGAUGUGCUGGACCUGCGACGGAACAACUGGGUGCCCCGGCGAGGCGACCAGGGUCCCAAGACCAUCGACCAGAUCCACAAAGAUGCCGAGCUGGAGGAGCACAGGGAGCAGAUGAAGGUGCAGCAGGCGCUCAUCUCCAAGAAGGAGUUGGGCGGAGGCCCAGGUGGCAGGAUGGGCGGAGGAGGUCCCGGGGGACGCGGCGGCCCUCACAACCCAGGCCGCGGUGCUCCUCCCCAGGACGAGGGCUGGAACACCGUGCCCAUCUCCAAGAACCGACCUAUUGACACCUCUCGCCUUAGUAAAAUCACUAAGACUCCUGUUCUUGACUUCAACAAUCAGUUGCUUGCCCCUGGAGGUAAAGGCACAUGGGGCAGCUGGGGAAAGGGCAGCAGCGGUGGCACCAGUGCCAAACCUGCAGAUUCUGGCUCGGAGUCAGGCAGCCGUCCAACCACCAGCACUCUGAACAGGUUCUCAGCCCUGCAGCAGCCUUCGUCCUCCUCGCUGGACUCAGACAGACGAGUUCCUCAGAGAAACAGCUCCAGUCGAGAGCGCGGCGACCGCUUCGAUCGCGGCGGUGGUGGCGGCGAUCGCUUCGACCGACGGGACGACCGCAGGGACGACCGCGAUCGCAACCGGCUGCAGGUCACAAAGCGCAGCUUCAGCCGGGAGAACGAGGAGCGGAGCCGCGAGAGAGAGCAGCGCGGGUCGGCCGAUCCCGUCCGCCGCGUGGCGAGCAUGACGGACGACAGAGACCGAGGCAGCAGAGAGAGAGCCAGGAGCAAAGAGAAUGUGAAGCGGGAGACAACUGCCACCCCUCCACCUCCCCAGACCCCCACCAAGCCUGCCUUGACUGAGGAAGAGCUGGAGAAGAAGUCCACGGCCAUCAUCGAGGAGUACCUGCAUAUCAACGACAUGAAGGAGGCGCUGCAGUGCGUGCAGGAGAUGAACAGCACUCAGCUGCUCUUCGUGUUCGUGCGAAACGGUCUGGAGUCGACGCUGGAGCGCAGCACCAUCGCCAGGGAGCACAUGGGCGUGCUGCUGCACCAGCUCCUGAAGACCGGCACCCUCCCCACACAGCAGUACUACAAAGGGCUUCAGGAAAUCCUGGAGGUGGCUGAAGACAUGGCAAUAGACAUCCCCCACAUGUGGCUGUACCUGGCAGAGCUGAUCACUCCCAUGCUCCACGAGGGAGGAAUCCCCAUGGGAGAGCUUUUCAGGGAGAUUUCAAAGCCUCUGAUCCCUCUGGGGAAAGCCGGAGUCCUGCUGGUCCACAUCCUCACUUUACUCUGCAAAGGAAUGAGCCAUAAGAAGGCGGGCACAAUGUGGAGGGAGGCAGGCCUGCAGUGGAAAGACUUCCUGCCUGAGGAUGAAGAUGUCAACAAAUUUGUGACAGAAAAGAAUGUGGAGUUCACGCUCGGCGACGAGUCAGAGAAGAGCAAGAAGAAGGAGCUGAGCUCUGCAGAGCUGAGCAAACAGCUGGACAGACUGAUCCAGGAAAAGGCCGACAACCAGAGGAUCUUUGACUGGAUCGAGGCGAACCUGGACGAGCAGCAGACGUCCUCCAACAUGUUUGUCAGAGCUCUGAUGACCUGCAUCUGCCAGUCAGCAGUCAUCUGUGAGAACCCCUACAAGGUGGACGGGGAGCAGAUCAAGCAGAGAGCCAAGCUGCUGCAGAAAUACCUGAAGGAUGAGCAGAAGGAGCUGCAGGCCCUCUACGCCCUGCAGGCCCUCAUGGUGCAGAUGGAGCAACCUGCCAAUCUGCUGCGGAUGUUCUUUGACACUCUUUACGACGAGGACGUGAUCAAAGAGGAGGCCUUCUACAAGUGGGAGUCUAGCAAAGACCCCGCCGAGCAGCAGGGCAAGGGCGUGGCCCUCAAGUCCGUCACUGCCUUCUUUACCUGGCUCCGCGAGGCCGAGGACGAGUCCGACAACAGCUAGGCCCCACCACCACCACCACCACCACCACCACCACCACCAACCCCCCUCAACCACCCCCCCUCCCCCGCCCACCCCUGUUUACCCCCAGAGAACUGCUGGGAGAACUGGUGGGAGCUCAGAGAGGAUCCUUGGGGAAAGUGAAUGUUCUGUGGAUGAUUCAGACGAAUCUGAAUCAGCAAAAUCCUUCUGCAUAAACAGAAAAAAAGCAAGAAAAAAAUUCUUCAACUGGGAGAGAUUGUAUUAUGGAUCGAACAUUCGAUCAUGUUACUUUUUUUUCUUUUCGUUGUUUUUAUGUUUUUUUUUUCUUCUUUUUUUGUUAGUUUUUUUUUUUGAGGUUGUUUUUUUUUUUCUUUUUGUUUUUCUUUGCGCAACCGAAUGUCUUUUUUGAAAUACACGAGAAUACAGGAUUAAAUAGAGAGAAUAGUUAUGACAGAGAGCGAAUGCUGAGAAGUUACAAGCCGUGGGAGAUGAUGCUGUUUCCUUCAGUAUUUUUUUUUUUUUAUAUAUAUAUUUUAUUUUAUUUUUUUUUUUUGAGGUUUAUCGAUUUUCAGAUGGUUUUUCCUCGCCACGGCAACACUAUUCAAGACACUUUGCUUAAUGACAGAUAUAAAAAAGAAAAAAGAAAAAAAAAAACUUUAAAAGGCUGUUCACAUCUAUAUUUUUGAUGAAUUCAUCCUUUAUCAUGUUGACAUGACGCAGCAACAUUGUCGUGUCGCAUGUACGGUGUUUGAUCUACAUGAUGCGCUUAUGUAGACGGCUAGCUUUCCGUUUCUUUUCUUUCUUUUUUUCCAGUGUUGGAUGAUUGGAGUGUGUGUUUUAUAAUAAAAUAGAAAACUACAAAGAGGAGUGGCGCGAGCCGUCUGACGGACGCUUCAGACGGGAGCUCAAGGAACGGUUGUUGAUUUCACGUAGACUUUCAGGAGGAUGGCGUCACUGAGGAGAGGGGCGAUGAACAUUGAUGACCAUUUUGCUGCUGGGGGGCGACGAUGCUUCCCCGACGCCCCUCAACCCCCCCCCAAACCCCCCCCCCAUUCAUGCCCUUCCUCCCUCCCCCUCCCAAGUGUCUGUUUUACUUGUUUCCCGCGCUUUAAAAAGAAAACAAACAAACUGUGGACUGAGAAAGGGAGAGCGAGAGCGACCCUCCUACAAAGCCUGACGUUGGAUUUUAAAAAUGACAAAAUAUCGUUAUUAAAACUUGAAAAAAAGUAUAGAGACGAAAAUCCACUUUAAUGAAAAAGGACUUUAAAAAAAAAAAGUAGAGUUUAACAGUACGAAUCCUUAAGGCCUUUUCUGCUUCCAUGAGUGAAAAAUGCAUUUCAGGAGAGUUCUGUAAAUAUAUGAUGGAGGAUUGUUUUUUUUUGUUUGUUUUUUUUUUUUCAAAGAAAAAAUGUUGAUGUAAUUUCCCCACCUCUGAAACAAAGUGGCAGUUUUUUCCCUGUAUUUAUAUUUUUCUCUCCUCAGCUGGCAGAAGGUGCUUGUAAUUAUCCACCCCAAGUCAUUGAUUACAAUUUAUUUGAAAAUUUGUAAAUACUUUUUUGCUUUUUCUUUAUUAAAAAGAUAUUUAAUUAAAGAAAAUUAAUGCCUCUUUUCACAUCCAAAACUGGAAGAGAUAAUAAAGAUCAUUGCAAAAAAAAAAAAAAAAAAAAAAAACCUCCCACACUUGUGCUUUUGUGACGGCAGCGCUGAACCGACCUCUGUGACAUCCAACGCACCUUUCCCCUCAAAAUCCCUGGUUCUUAUUCCUCACACACUCAAAAAGCUUUGUGAAUUACACUGGUGUGGUUUUUUCAUAUUUUCCACUGUGUAUUUUUCACUGGGAUGAUGUGUUUUCACGAUGCAUGAGAGGUUUGAAGGUGUCUACGCAAUUAAAAUUGCAUUAUAUCUUUA
This is a messenger RNA of Seriola aureovittata, 7263 nucleotides long. Its product is annotated as eukaryotic translation initiation factor 4 gamma 1-like. The transcript has 33 exons. The record is from RefSeq and is a predicted model, not a curated record. Gene Ontology annotation, cellular component: eukaryotic translation initiation factor 4F complex. The coding region runs from base 136 to 5376 and encodes 1746 amino acids. Gene Ontology annotation, molecular function: mRNA binding; protein binding; translation initiation factor activity. Lineage: Eukaryota; Metazoa; Chordata; Actinopteri; Carangiformes; Carangidae.